AAUCGCGCCGCACCACGCACCCUCUGUACCCAAUCGGUACGCGUGGUGGGGACCAGAGUCCACCAAUCGGAGCUGUCCAGGUGCGGUAUCCGAUGCCCGAAGCGUGGCUCCUUCCAAUUGGUCUCCCGUAGCAGCUUUUGUCCAAUCAAAUGGCUCCGCGGGCCCUCACACGCAGGACCACCCCUUUGCCUGGGAAGACUUGGCCUCUGAGGGAAGCCGUCCAAUGAACGUAGCUCGCAACGCGUCCAUCCUCUUCGAGGGGUCGCGAUGGAACCACUUCCGGAUCCUGGAGAGCGUUUAUUCCGUGACCAGGGGGAACGGUAGCCAUGGCAACGCGCUUUUUUACGUUUCUCCCAUCAGGAGUCACGGAGCGAGCCCUUUCAGGCCGACGUUCGCAGCCAGCUUUGUAUCUCGCAGUGCUUCUCGGAAAAGAAAAACACGUGAGGCACUGAAAAUCCUCCGGAACGCUUUUGGAUUGGGGUGGUGAGAAACCACAGCUCCCGGCGUGCAACAUACUAGGCCUACGCUGUUUUGAAUGCUGGGAAUCGUAGUCUUUGGCCUCUGGGCCAACUGCGUAGUUUGGCCCUUUCACGUUCUCCCGGCGUCUCUUUGCGGGAACUCUGUCCUCCGUGUUUUAGGAUUUAUACCUCGUUCUGACUGCAGCAGAUAUCUGUGGUUACUCCAAGGCUCCAGCGUACACAGCUUUCAAAAGUCCUAACAAUCAAGAUUUUUUUUUCCUGACCUUCAAAUGGUGGGCAUCUCUCAUCCUCAAAUGAUGACCCUCACGAACUACCUUGAGGAAAGAUUGCCAUCUGUUCCUAGCAAACAUCAUUAGGAGAAAGAUCUAAGAGCAGUGAGGGCUGGAGGCCGCCCCAGGAUGAAAACUGUCCUGAUUUGAAUGUGAUAUCUUCCCCAAGCAAAGGAAAAUGAACCAGAAGGCAAAUGAGAAUGUAGAAAGAGUUGCCCAAUUCAUUGUAAAGCCCCAGACACCCAUUCGGCCUUACAUCUGCUCCACUCUGAAUGAUUUUCAAGAAGAGAGGAACUUUUUGGCAACCAACAUCUUCCCUCAGCUUAAUGAACUCUGCAAUUCCCGGGGUACAUACUUCAAACCUGUGGACCUGAGGUGGUCAGUCUUGAAGGCCCAGAAGUCCUUGCCGGCCAACUUGUAUCGACAGGGUUGCUGUCUCCUCUCCCAGCAGCUGAAGCUCUGUCUUGACUAUGUGAACAGCUGCUUUCCCUUCUUCAUCUGCAUGUUGGGUCAGACCUAUGGGGACUUCUUUCCUGACCACUCACCUUUCAUGUUCUCCAAAGCAAAAGACCUAUCAAAUUUAUCCAAAGCAGAGCAGAAUCUUUAUGUUGCUGCAAAAAAUGGUUAUCCUUGGGUCCUAGAGACUCCCAACUGCAGCCUGACGGAGUUUGAGAUCAUCCAGGCAGCAUUUCGGAACCAGUCACAAUUUCAAUAUUUUUAUUUCAGGACCAGGACCACGCUGCUGAAGAUAUUAAGUGGGGAAGAGGAGGAGAGUCUGUCCUCAGGUGCUCUGGUGAAUGAAGAGGAAAAAUUGAAGAUUGGAAGACUUAAGGCCAAGAUCAUUAGUAAAGGGCUUCCCAUCAGAUUUUAUAAAGAUCUCCAAGAGUUGGGGGAACUGGUUUUCAAGGACUGGUCGUUUGUGAUAGAAAAACUUAACCCAAUCACUUUAAUGAUCAAAAAUAUAGACUACAGGCACAGCUUAGAAUGUUUCUAUCAUGAAGAGUUUAUUGAGAAGUGCAAGCAAGCGUUUGUUUCUUCCAAGGAGUCAAACAGGAUCUUUGAAAUCUUGGAACAAUUUGUCUUAAAGGAUGAGGGACUUGACUUAAAAAAUGCAGCAGCAGAUUCUAAUUUAGUCUCUGUUCUCAGAAUAAAUUCUCUUCCAGCUUUCAAGUCUAUUUUGCUCUUGUCUGGAGAACGUGGUUGCGGGAAGUCCACCCUGAUUGCCAACUUCGUGAAUUAUUUCAAAAACAAAUAUCCGAGCAUAUGGAUCAUCCCUCAUUUUGUGGGAAGCACCUGUGAAAGCAGUGACAUCGUGUCUGUGAUCCACUACUUCAUCACAGAGCUACAGCACAAGAACCACAAUAUGCAGCCUGAAAUGGAUUUUCUUAAUGAAGAUUCAAACAUUUUGUCCUUUUCACUUCUUGUAGAAGUGUUCAUUGCCUCCAUCAGUUUAAAGCCAUGUAUACUUGUGCUAGAUGGAAUUGAAGAAUUGAUUGGUAUUUAUGGGAUUUCAGGUCAGAAGGCCAAAGAUUUCUCCUGGCUGCCUCACUCUCUCCCUCCUCAUUGCAAGUUCAUCCUGAGCACUGUCUCCUCCAGCCUGUCCUGCAAGUUGCUAUGUGCCCGGGCAGACGUGAAGAUUGUGGAACUCACCAGCGUUGGAGAUGAAGACACAAGGCUCAGCAUCUUCAGACAGCACCUAUUCACCCCAGGCCAAGACCCCUCCCUACAUAGCAGACUCGCUUUGAAGAAAAAACCAAGCCUGAGUCCUUUGAAACUCACAGUCCUGGCCAAUGAGCUGAAAGAAUGUAGAAUCUACCGCAGUGAGCUUCAGUGUCUCAAGGAGUACCUGGAGGUGGCCUCUCUGCAGGAGUUCUGGGAGUUGAUUCUGAAACGCUGGACUGAAGACUAUAGUUGGACUAUUAAACAAAAAAAGGCAAAACCAGACAAUGGGACUUCAGAAGAAGGGCUGGAUGGCUGGGUGGCCGAUGCUCUGUGCUUACUGUGCAUCUCGAAUUGUGGCAUGGCUGAGGAUGAGCUACUCCAGGUUUUGGACACACUGGGCUACAGGAAUAAUUACAAAGUGACCACAGUGCACUGGGCUGCUUUCCGCAAUGCCACUAAACAGUGGGUCCAGGAGAAGCCGAAUGGUGUCCUCUACUUCCGACACCAGUCCUUGCGAAGUGCUGUGGAGAGCAAGCUGCUUGGUAUAACCACGCCUGUCAGGGAGAGCAGUCCAAAUGCUUGUCAGAACCCAAUGAAUCUCAAGAAAACACAUUUUCACCUAGUCUUGGUCAGAUACUUCCAGCAACAGAACACUUUUUGGAGAGUGUUUCAAGAAUUGCCAUGGCAUAUGAAAAUGAGCGGAUGCUUGGGGGCGUUGUGUAGCUUUCUCACAAACCCAAGUAUCACAGAUUUUAUAUCAAAAAUCCAAAGCUCAAGCUUCUGGACAAGGCUGUACCUCAUUCACUACUGGAAUGUUUUAUCAGAAGCUGGAUACAAUACUUCCAGGGCCUAUUUGAUGUCAGUGGCCAGUAUUAAAGCAGAUCAGUGCCAUAAAGUGAAGAGGAGACAAACCCUCUCAGUGCUGGAAUGGAAGCUUUCUAAUGUCACUGCCACUGACAAAUGCCGACUGAUGUUCUGCAUUGGGAGUUUUUUGAAACUUAUGGGCAAGAUCAGAGAAGCAAAAGAGCUGUUCUUGAGUACUGAGGACAUGUUAAUGCAGUUUUCGCAGGAGGUACACCAGGUACCAGAGGAUCCAUUUGUGAACGGCUUCUGAUUCUGCAUCAGAGACUUGACUUCUUAAGAAACGUACAGAGCGGUGUUUUGGAGUCCAGCAGGCCUGGGAGGACCCCUGCCCUCCUACUAGGUAGCCAUGGGGCUGAGGCAUGUGUUCACCUCACUGAGUUCUGGUCUCCCUACCUGUAAAGAGGAGUAAUAAGCGCUCCCUUCCAGGGAGGUCGUGCCCGGCGAGAGCUUGGCUCAGCUAGCGCUGUCGAAACGGUGGCACCGUCACUGGCCACCAGCACCUGUGUCCUGAACGCCCAAGAAGCACGGAGCCCAAGGCUUGGUCGUGGAGUCUCUGCCCUUAAGGAACAGUCUGGAGUGGGAAGAGGGGAAGAAAAGCCAAGGAUUCAUAACGAGGAAGCGGACACUGAGGCCACACCCAACAUGUCCAGUCGCUCGAGUGGCAGCGUGGGCACUGGGACCCGGAGGUGGGAGGACCACUGUGGCCUGGUAAGGGCUUGUGACAGGGCUUCUGCCUCCCUGUCGGACUCAUUAGAAACACGUCUGUGAUGUGCAGAGGAAUCAAACGCCCAGAAUUGGAGCUUCAUGGGUGGAGGGAAUCUGAAGGAGCAGCCGGUGCCGGGAAGGUGAUGAUUGCACCCAAGCGGAGCAGUCAGCCAGCUGAGGCCACGGAGCACUGGAAUCUGGAGAGAGACAAGGCGACAUCUGCAAAAGCCAAAACCACCAGAGGAAGCCAGGGCCCCAAGCAAUAUUGGGAACGGGUGGGGGAACUGCUGAUAUUCGGAGGGAGAAAAGUAAAUGAACCUGUGAAGAAGGCAAAGAUUGGGAAAGAGUCAGGAUGUCGUAGUUUUCCCCCAAACCAAGGGGGGAGUGGCUAACGGCAUCAAAUGCCCGCUAGAGGUCUGGGCAACUAAGCACGGAAAGAAGGCCCAGAGGUCUGGUGCGUGGGGGCCAGUGACCGCCACUGAGGAGGCAGGGCAUGUGGGAGGAGCAAGAGGCAGGGCUUUAGGAGGUGGGGGUGGUAAUUAAACAGAGAAGAUGCACAUAGGCAGGCUUGUUUGAAAAGUUUGUUGGUGAAAGGAGAAAGUCGAAAAGUUAGGAGAAUAUGAGGUUCAGGUCAAGUUUGAUCCAGGGUAUAUGUGUUUACGUGGAGCAGGAAAUAAACAGAGGCAGAUUAGAGAUGCUGGCAGAGACCCUGUGAGAGGGCUGGAGGGAAGGACACAGAACUCAGGGGCAGGGCAGGUCCUUGGGAAGGGAGUUGGGCUCCACUAACUCUGAAAUAGGUGUGAGGGAAGAAAAUGAGUCAAAACUCUGCUAGUUAAAAAUUUAAAAGAAAGGUAAAAGAGGUAUAGAAAAGAGACUAUAAUUCCCCAACAUUGUUCUGCCUUUUAUUAAAGUAAUGUGCCCUCUCAGAAAAUGGCUGUGUAGAAGAAAACUGCAUUUCCCAGGUCUCCUUAGAAACCAAUGUUUUGGCCAAUGAGAUGUAAAUGGAAGUUUCUGAAGUGAAGGUGUUCCUGGUUCUGCCCCUGUCUUAGCUGGAAGGCUCUGACAAAGAUUCUGUAGUCUGGUGGCUUAAACAAAGGCUUGUUUCUCUUGGUUCUGGAGGCUGGUGGACCCAAGAUCAAGGUUCCAGCAGAGUUGGUGUCUGCAUCCUGGUCCAGGCACUGCCAUCUUUUGCUGUGUCUGCAUAGAGGAAAGGAAUGAGAGAGGUCCCUGGGGCCUCUUUUACAAGGGCACUAAUCCCAUUUGUGAGGGCUCCACCCUCCUGACCUGAUCACUUCACAAAUAUCCCACCUCCUAACUCCAUCACAUUGAGAUUAGGGUUUCAACAUAUGAAUUUAGAAGGGACACAUUCAGUUUUUAAUAACUUUCCUUCUUUCUGCUGAUUGAAUUGUGAAUAUGAUUUGAAGUCAGAGCAACCAUUUUACAUCAGGUGGUAUCCUUGAGAAUGGAAGUCAGGCAAGGGCACAGGAUGAGAUAAAAAUAGCUGAACUCUGACUUUGUAGAAUGUGUGCAGCCCUGGGCCACCUAGAUCCUGACUCUUGUAUAAGAGAAAUUAAGCUAUUGUUAAUUUGGGGUUCUUUGUUAUUCAUAGUCAUCCUAAUCUUACCCAAUAUUCGAAUUCAGUCUCUUAGCAAUAUUUGAGCUCAGAAAAGUCAGAAUGGAGGACACCUUUGAAGUGGAGGAUUGGAAGGAUGAGCAGCAAAGAUAAGGUCUAGAAUAGAUGCUGAGAAUUCUAAAUAUAUUCCCAAGGGGUGUGCAAAAGAACCACAGGCACAUACCACACCAGACUCCUAUACCACACCAGGCUCCUAUACCAUACCAGACUCCUAUACCAAACCAGACUCCAAAUCCAGGGAAAUCAGUAUCUCAGAGCACAUGUAAACUAUUUUCAAGACAACUGUCCAAAAGCUUUGUUUCAGAAGAUCAGUUAAGGGCUAGGAUUGUGGGUCAGAGGAAGAGUGCCCACCUAGCAUUGCCUGAGGCACUGAGUUUGAUCCUCAGCAACACAUAAAAAUAAAAUAAAGGUAUUAUAUCCACCUAUAACUAAAAAAAUUCUAAAACAAAGGUCAUUUAACACAGAGGGGCACUUUUAAUAUGUGCAGGAGAAUAGAAACACUUAUUCUUUCAACUUAUAACAGGGAGCCCGGCUCAGUCAAUACUCUCCUAGGCUAUCAUUGUGGUACAAUGUAAAGUAUUAAGUGGCCAACAACAUUGCAAUGCCAUCCAUUCUAUGGUGCUUUAUUAGUUACUGAACACUUCCUAUAUAAUCUUAUUAUAUUAUCCUGUAUAAUGCAUUUUUGAAAACUUAUUAUUAACAGUAAAAUAACUCAUCACUAACUCUGAUUUCUUGGAUUGGACAUUUAAAAAAAACUUUAGCCAAUUAGUAUAUUCUUACGCAUUGAUAAGUUGUUGGUUGAGAAGUGAUUUAAGUUAAUGAAGUUGAAUACCCUGAAAUAAAUAUUCUAGACCAGUAAGGAGAAUUUAAUACAAGUUUCUAAAAAAACAUGUCAGACAUAAAGUCACCAGCUCCCUGGUGGUGUUUGUAUUUCAAGCAACAUUCUAGAUAUUCAUUAGAAUCUUGAUACUACCUCCCUUGGAACACUUAUUAUAUGUGAGACAUUGCCAGGUUAUUCCUCAAAAAUUUUAUUACUAUUAACUGCCAAAGAAUGUUUACUGAACCCAUGAGAUCAGUUGUCCAAAAUGCAUUUUUAAUUUGCAUUGUCUCCCAAUAAAUAUUUUAUAAAUACCUAAAAUUCCCUGAGAAAUGAUAUAAUACAGGUUUUUAUGGCAUGAGCCUUUCCUGGGCAGGUGUCCAGCUACGGUGUCUGUCCUAAUGGUGGGUUCCUUCAGGAGCUGCUGGUUCCCUU
Ictidomys tridecemlineatus (thirteen-lined ground squirrel) is the source of this 6864-nucleotide messenger RNA. NCBI's taxonomy places the organism in Eukaryota, Metazoa, Chordata, Mammalia, Rodentia, Sciuridae. The record is from RefSeq and is a predicted model, not a curated record.